AACAUGGACCUAAAGAGCGGAUGUCCUCUCACAGAGGAAAGCCUGUUGGCCAAACUCUCCCCCGAGGACCGUAGCUGCCUGCUGUCCGACAACCUCACUGGCAAAUGGUGGUACAAGGGAUGGACCACAUUACUGAAAUGUUUCCGAGAGGACGAAAAUUUGACCAUGGCGGGGCGAAUGAUCAUCGAAACAAGAUGGACAGAGGUCCUCCAGAACCGACUGGCCAUUGCUAGGAAACUGCCUCUCGUUGACGUAUCUAAGUGUCCAAUAAAGAGACCUAUUUUCAUCAUCGGACCCUGCCGCACCGGGACGACUUUCCUGCUGAAUCUUCUGUAUCAGGAUCCCAAAAAUACAUCCCCCAGGUACUACGAGACGAUGCAUCCGGUGAUAGAAACACCCACAGAAAGGGAGGAUUCCCGCGUGGAGGCGGAACGCAAAGCCUUAACUGAGAUGUACGAGGCAGUGCCAAAGGUCAAGGCCAUGCAUAAUAUCGUGGCAGACAACCCCUACGAGUGUUUCCGUCUGAUGGACAAUUGUGGGAUAUUCAAGGCGAAUACUUUGUUGACCAACCACCCAGAAGAGUAUCUAGCCUGGCUCAACUCACUGACCGAGGAAGAAAAGGAAGACGCCUACCGUUUUCAUAAAUUGCAGAUUCAACUCAUUCUCCUCGCCCGGGGUUCGGAUGACAUCAAUAAGCAACUAGUUUUCAAAGAGUCAACCCACAGUCUCUAUCUGGACGCCAUUUUGAAAGUGUAUCCCGACGCCACCUUCAUCCACACCUACCGUGACCCCUGCGAGGCUAUCGCUUCUCUCUGUUCAAUCGCGGAGUCGUUCAAAGGUCUUGGAUACGAGCCGGCGAACCUGGACUUGAAAAAACUCGGUGAGAAUAUGGUGGCUAUCCCACUGUUCCACAGUGGAUUCAACAUGAUGGCAUUUAGAAAGUCGCACCCAGAAGAAGAACACCGCUUCUGUGAUAUUGCCUACAGUGAUAUUGUCAAAGACCCCUUGAAUGUCGUGAAGAGAAUCUACGACCGCUUCGGGCUGGAAUUAACCGCAGAAGGAGAAACCAUCAUGGCGGCUUACGUCAAAGACAAUCCACAAAACAAAUAUGGCCAACAUCAGCAUUUAUUGGAGAGAUAUCACCUGACAAAGGAAUAUAUUCUUAAGUAUUUCAAAGAGUACAUAGAGUUUUCUGAAGUUAGGUGUUGA
Lingula anatina is the source of this 1209-nucleotide messenger RNA. RefSeq lists its product as uncharacterized. The record is from RefSeq and is a predicted model, not a curated record. NCBI's taxonomy places the organism in Eukaryota, Metazoa, Brachiopoda, Lingulata, Lingulida, Lingulidae.